AUGGUUUCCUUAUCCUUGACGCUUGCGGUUGUGGAGGCUCUGCUAUUCGGCGUGGACAGGUACGAGGGCGUGCCCGAGCAGACUACGUCCGCCCAGGAAGUGAUUCGGGUGGCUGCAUUGAGUAGCAUAGGAACAGAUGAUGUGAGUAUAUUAUUAACAGUAUUUUUAAUAAGGGUAAUAUUCUCUGUAAUUAACUGUAAAUUAUUUAAUUUCCCCAGGAUCUCCUGCGCCGAAGGUUGCUCUCGGGUUUUCUUAGCUAGUAUAAUCACGCUAUUCAGAAAGGUUUCCAGGGAUUAG
This is a messenger RNA of Aspergillus vadensis CBS 113365, 297 nucleotides long. RefSeq lists its product as uncharacterized. The transcript has a single exon. Lineage: Eukaryota; Fungi; Ascomycota; Eurotiomycetes; Eurotiales; Aspergillaceae. The record is from RefSeq and is a predicted model, not a curated record. Bases 1 to 297 code for a protein of 98 amino acids.